This is a messenger RNA of Penaeus indicus, 5258 nucleotides long. RefSeq lists its product as uncharacterized. Lineage: Eukaryota; Metazoa; Arthropoda; Malacostraca; Decapoda; Penaeidae. Gene Ontology annotation, biological process: protein linear polyubiquitination; proteasome-mediated ubiquitin-dependent protein catabolic process. Gene Ontology annotation, cellular component: LUBAC complex. Gene Ontology annotation, molecular function: ubiquitin-protein transferase activity; ubiquitin binding. The transcript is spliced from 21 exons. The coding region runs from base 1 to 4143 and encodes 1380 amino acids. The record is from RefSeq and is a predicted model, not a curated record.
AUGGCAGCCAUGAUUCAACAAAGCUCUAAUACUGUUCUAUAUCACAAUCGGUUUUCUGACGAUGCCCUGCACACCACCCAGCAGCACAAUGAAGCUUCUCGCAAUAACCUUGGCGUCGGCCCUCCUUCUCGGCGGACCAACAAACAGCUGAAUGACAGAAGCUCCUUGAUGCUGUCAGAUCUCCAGGUGCGUGACGCCCUUCACAGCCAAGUGAAACGAGGUGCGCCUGGCCUUCUGCUCAAGAAGACCCUUUCGCUGCUGAAGAAGUUGCCGCCAGUGUCACCUCUCCCUCUGCCACUUCCGCUGCCAGUCAGGAUUAUUUUCUCUUGUGUUUACAUUGCAGCUAUCAUCCAAGGAAACCAGCCCUCGAUUCUUACCUCUGCUGCCUCUUCAACUGCCCCAUUGCAGCAGUCUCAGCCUCCUGGUGGUGGAGGGGGUGAUGUUCACAUAUGUGGAACAUGUGGGUCGCAUUUUACUGAAAUUAAGGAAUUUGUUGCUCACAAACAACAAGGAUGCCAAAACAGCAGCAUUGUUGGCACGCAAGGAAGUAUAGCACAGCCCCAGUUGUCCUCAUCAACUACAAUUCAUCAGCCACAACCACCUCAUGCAUCAGUGAUUAUUUUCUCUUGUGUUUACAUUGCAGCUAUCAUCCAAGGAAACCAGCCCUCGAUUCUUAACCUGCUGCCUUUCAACUGGCCCAUUGCAGCAGUCUCAGACUCUGGAUGCCAAAACAGCAGCAUUGUUGGCACGCAAGGAAGUAUAGCACAGCCCCAGUUGUCCUCAUCAACUUACAAUUCAUCAGCCACAACCACCUCAUGCAUCAGUGCUAUCAUCCAAGGAAACCAGCCCUCGAUUCUUACCUCUGCUGCCUCUUCAACUGCCCCAUUGCAGCAGUCUCAGCCUCCUGGUGGUGGAGGGGGUGAUGUUCACAUAUGUGGAACAUGUGGGUCGCAUUUUACUGAAAUUAAGGAAUUUGUUGCUCACAAACAACAAGGAUGCCAAAACAGCAGCAUUGUUGGCACACCAGGAAGUAUAGCACAGCCCCAGUUGUCCUCAUCAACUACAAUUCAUCAGCCACAACCACCUCAUGCAUCAGUGCAAAUGGGUGUGCCUGUGGGCAUGCCUCAUGUCAUCCUUCAGACAGCUUCAGGGCCCCCACAGAUGUACCGCAUUGUCCUGGAGCCAAGUGUCCCAACUUCCUCUCCAGGGGUUUCCAUGCAGGGCUCCACACCCAUCCUUGCUCAGGCUCUUUCUGGAGGUCCUGUGGCACAGCUCUCUCACAGCCCAGGGCAGCAUACAUCACAUAAUCAUCAGAGUCCUCACCAGCAGCAGGAUGUAUCAGUAAGCCAGGUGGUAAGUGCCAAUACAUCAGCCACUUGUGUCUCAGCUGGCACACUUCUGCAACUAGCACAUGUUGGAGACACUUGGCACUCUAAUAGUGGGGCAGCAAUAGCUUCAGGAGGAACAGUAGAAAAUGAAGGAAACAGUUCUAUGGAAGGAGCAGCUCCAGGAAGAGAACUAGUUGAGCGGUCAUCAGGAGGAGGACCUGUGGAGAACAGUGCAAGUGGAGUGGUUACUGGGAGCUCAUCAGUUGCAGAUGGUGCCACUGUUAUAGAAGGAGAAAGUGAAGGAACAAAUGCAGCUUCAAGUAUGCACACUGAAGAAGAAGAUGUAGCUACAUUUUUAGCUACACAACUUGCAAGCCAAGCGGCCCCACCACAGACUACUGCAGUGGCCACAGAACACCUGAUAUCAAGUGUUGUGAAUGGAGUGCCCAGUGAUGCUCAGUUACACUACACAUCUGCUCCAACACAAUCACAUCAGCAUCAGCCUCAGAUGCAGCUUGGUCUUCACCAGCAUCAACAGUUGAUGGACACAUACAGUGGUGGAAUACGGUCAUCGGGUUCGAACAGAAGGCAGCCAAAGACAGCAACACUGGAUGAAGCCACACAGGCAGCUGGUGUAGAAAGCAAGGUUGAGAGUCAUGGUACCACACAAAAGGAGGUAAGAUGCGUUGGCAUUAAUGGUGAUCAGACCAAGUUUGAAGCACUCGUUGAUGAGCUGAUGGAAAAGAAAGAUUAUCCCAAGAUGGAAGAGUAUCUGAAACGGCAAAAGCGCAUGGAGAUAAAGAAGAAGUUCAUUGAAGGGAUGACUGUUGAGGAAUUUUUAGAAUAUUUUGAGAAUCCUGAACAGGUCUUUACUGACAUUGAGAAGAAAGUAAGUCCAACAUAUGUUGAAAAUGCACGAGCACAGCUGAUGAAGGACCUACCCUAUCACCUAAAAAAAGAUGUUGAUAAUGAGCUGCGUAAGCAUAAUUGUCAUUACCUCCCAACACUCAGAGCAUUACAGAACAACAAAAAGUUGAAUAGACGCAAAACAAAGAGGACAAGUCCAUUAAAGCAGAGAGAUUUAGACGACGUGUUUAUAAAGGAGUUAUGCUAUGUAGGGAUGGAAGUGCAAAUCAAAGAACAUCUUGUGAAGAAAGAGGAAAACAAAAGAAGAGCAUUUUUAUGGGCUAAGAAGAAUGGUCAACUGAAAGAAUGUCCUUGUUGCUAUGAUGAUGAGGUCCUAGAAGAAGACAUGGAUACUUGUAGUGCUGAUGACACACACAAAGUCUGCAACACAUGCAUUAGAAGGUCUGCAGAAGCAGAUAUUGGACAAGGUCGAACCAACAUCCGCUGCAUUACUGCCAAUUGCAAAUCGGAGUUUUCCUUGAGCACCCUGAAGAAGAUCCUGAAGCCAGCCAUUUUCUCCAGUAUCCUCGAGAAAAAGCAGCUGGAGGAAAUAGCAGCAGCUGACAUAGAGGACUUGGAGGCUUGCCCAUUCUGUAACUUCCAGACCAUCAUGCCAAAUAAAGAGGACAAGGUGUUCAAGUGCCUUAAUCCAGAGUGCAUGAAAGACUCGUGCAGACUUUGCAAGGAGCCAAAUCAUGUUCCAUUACGGUGUGAAGAAGUUGAGAAGCAAAACCAGAAAGAGGCGCGCACCUUCAUGGAAAACCGGAUGGCUGAAGCUAUGAUAAGAGAGUGUUGGAAGUGUAAGAAACGUUUCAUCAAAGAGGACGGUUGCAACAAGAUGAAGUGUGCGUGCGGGGCCAUGAUGUGCUACAUUUGCAAGAAGGCCAUCAAGGGCUAUGAUCACUUUGAAGACAAGUCUGUACCCACAAAUCCAAAGAAGUGUCCUUUAUGGAGCAACUCUGAGAAGAUACAUGCUGAGGAGGUGCUGCUGGCUGCAGACAAAUUGAAAAAGGAAAUGGACCCAGAGGUGAAACUUUUUCAUGAUCCUACCAAAGAUUUGCCUGUGAUUCCAAAGCAUUUAGCUGACAAGCCAGCCCACCCAGCAGUCUUUCCCAACCCACAGCCACCUCCUGCACACCAGCGAAGACCACAUCAGCUGCCACCACAUCAGCAAAGAAUUCCUGGACUGCCAUUUGCACUUCAACACAUGCGCCGAAGAUAUUUAGCUUUUCCUCCUCCUCCUGCUCACCUGCAGCAGCCACCACCUGCCCACCAGCAAGUCCUCCCUCCACAACUCAUGGUUGUACGUGAAGUUAACAGGCUACAUCACCACCACCAUCACCAUCACCAUCACCACCAUCAUCACCAGCAAGCUUUAGGGUUUCCUCAACCUAUGGAUCCCCAGCAGCCACAGCAAAACCAGCCCAUGAGAGAAGAUCCUGUUGGUCCCAGGAAUGAGGUAAAUGCUAUAAUGCAAGCAUUCAUGGGGGGACCAGGAUACCCUCAGCCUGCACCUCCCCAGCAACCAGAGCUCCAGCCUCGUCUGGGGAGAGAGGACCUGGUGAAUGAGUUCAUGAUAGAGGUUUUGGGAGUUGAAGCAGGAGAGGUAGCUAAUCCUGCUGCUCAUCAGAGACAAAAUCAAGAGGUUCAUGGAGAUCUUCAGCAGCAACAACAGCGGGAGCAGCAGCAACUACAGCAGCAGCAGCAGCAACUUCAGCAGCAGCAGCAGCAACUUCAGCAGCAGCAGCAGCAACUUCAGCAGCAGCAGCAACAGCAAUACGAACAGGAAAGAAUACAGAUCCAGCCUGAAAAUCCAGGCAACCAAAAUCAGCAGGUCCAGCAAGUGCAGCAUGAGAAUCCACUUUUCUUAGGCACAGAUGAAUUAAUGAACAUCUUUGGUAAACUAUGAUACUUAAUAAAUGAUAGCUCAUGUGAUCAAUUAUUUAUUUAUUAAUAUAUGACAACCUUCAAUGCAUCUGACUUCAAAUUGUUUUUUGUGGUUAUUAUUUUCAUUAUUCAUAUUUUAGAUUGCAAGGUUAUUUUGGAAAAAAAAAAUAUAGUAUUGUAUCUGUUGGAUAUGGUUGGAAAUUUUAACAUGCAUCAUCCAAUUAAUUCCCCUAAAAUAAAUUACUGUUAUUGCUACUUGACAUACAAGGGUCAAUCAAGAAGUUUCCAGAUUCUCAAAACCUUACUGUUAUUUUUAACUGAAGAUUUUGGUAAGCUUCAGCAAAGGCCUUCUAAUGCCUAGCUACUGCACCUUCAAGAUUCUGAAAUCUCCUUACAUGAAGCUCUGCCUUAGUUAUAGGGAACACAGAGAAUUCAAAAGGGGCCAGGUCUGAACUGUAGGGAGGAUGGGUCAUGCACCUCAGUUUUUGCUGCAUCAGGUGUGUACUAUAUAGAAAUGAUUGUCAUACCUGUCAAAAACUGUGCAUAUCAUCACAUGUAGAUGCUGACAGUACAGGAAGAAUCUUAUUUCACCAUGAUUACAACUGCAUACUUGUCACAUCUGGAUAUUUUUUCUGACCCAUCCUCAUGUUCCUACGUUUGAUAUUUAUAAGAUAUAGCUGGGGAUUUUUAAUUUUUUUAUUGCAAUGGCCUUUUUUCACCUUAGGGCAUGAUUAUAGAUGAAGGCCUGUAUUUUGCUGCCAAUUGCUAUUCAUUUCCUCCAUAAUUUGUCCUGUUCCACUGACAGUCCUUAACUGUUUAAGCCCAGCAAAGGUGCCAGUACUCAAUAUAUUAUGCCCAUUUAUAUUAUAACCUACUUAAUCAUAGCCAAAGCAACAUGAGUUGACCUGACUUAACACUGUAAUGUUAAUGCAAAUUCGAUGUAAUCCCAGUGCAGACUAGCUUGAACGAACUUUACCAAAGGAAAGUAAGCCAUAUCAAACCAAAUGAAAUCCAUCAUAUCCGGAACAAAACCUCAGGAGCACAGUACAAAUAGUCAAUUGACACUGAAGUACAGGCCCAGUCUCAAUAUCUACAAAAAGAUGCCAACACAUAUUCAUCAUAAAGUCUCAUUUAUCC